Penicillium manginii is the source of this 444-nucleotide messenger RNA. It is a transcript of the gene pfy1, whose product is annotated as profilin. The transcript has 5 exons. Lineage: Eukaryota; Fungi; Ascomycota; Eurotiomycetes; Eurotiales; Aspergillaceae. Gene Ontology annotation, molecular function: actin monomer binding. The record is from RefSeq and is a predicted model, not a curated record. Bases 1 to 444 code for a protein of 147 amino acids. Gene Ontology annotation, cellular component: cell cortex.
AUGGGCGCUCACUCUGCUAUCUGGCAAGGCUACGUCGACUCCAGCCUCAUGGGCUCGGGUCAAUUCGACAAGGCCGGUAUUCUUGCCGCCGACUUCUCCGGCCUGGAGGCUGGUUCCCCCGGGUUCGAGCUUCAACAGCAACCAAAGACAAUCUUUCUAACCCACCACCUCCCACAGCUCUCCCAGGAAGACAUCAACACCCUGGCCGCGGCCUUCACCUCCUCCGACAACGCCUUCGCCAACGGCUUCUCCAUCGGUGGCGAGAAGUUCGUCACCAUCAAGGCCGACGAGCGCAGCCUAUACGGCAAGAAGGGCAAGACCGGCGCCAUCGUCGUCCGCGCUUCCGCCUGCACCAUGAUCGCCCACCACGGCGAGGGAUCCCAGACAACCAACGCCGCGACCGUCGUCGAGAACCUGGUCGACUACAUCAACAACCCGCAAUAA